This is a messenger RNA of Myxocyprinus asiaticus (Chinese sucker), 5188 nucleotides long. Its product is annotated as caM kinase-like vesicle-associated protein. Gene Ontology annotation, cellular component: intracellular anatomical structure. NCBI's taxonomy places the organism in Eukaryota, Metazoa, Chordata, Actinopteri, Cypriniformes, Catostomidae. Gene Ontology annotation, biological process: peptidyl-serine phosphorylation. Bases 338 to 1531 code for a protein of 397 amino acids. Gene Ontology annotation, molecular function: ATP binding; calmodulin binding; calcium/calmodulin-dependent protein kinase activity. The transcript has 11 exons. The record is from RefSeq and is a predicted model, not a curated record.
UCAUAGUUUGGGAAUAGUAAUAGUCAGGUAUUAGAUAGCUGAAUACGCAUAGUACAGCGCAGUUACAGCUGAAGCCUCUACCUGAGAGAGAGAGAGAGAGAGAGAGAGAGAGAGAGAGAGAGAGAGAGAGAGAGAGAGAGAGAGAGAGAGCGCGUUUCGGGGUUGGGCAGCAGAGUGCGCACAGAGCGUGUCACGCGGAAUAUUGGCCGAAAUUACCAACGAACUCAAAUAUCAAGAGACCUCUCGAGACCCUCAAAAGAGGCUUCAACGGUCGAGAACACCGCAGUUGUAACAUCAGUUUCCCUGAAGCGCUCAAAUUAUCUGGGCAGGAGCAGCCAUGCCGUUUGGCUGUUUGACUCUGGGAGCGAAGAAGGAUUACAACAGUCCUUCUGAGGUCACUGAUAAAUAUGACCUGGGACAGGUAGUGAAAUCGGAGGAGUUUUGUGAAAUAUUCAGGGCAAAAGACAAGAACACAUUGAAAAUGUACACCUGCAAAAAGUUCCUGAAGAAAGACGGGAGGAAAGUACGGAAAGCAGCCAAAAACGAGAUCCUCAUUUUGAAAAUGGUGAAGCAUCAUAACAUCCUCCAGCUGGUCGAUGUCUUUGAGACGAGAAAGGAGUACUUCCUGUUUCUGGAACUGGCCACGGGCAGAGAAGUGUUUGACUGGAUCUUAGACCAGGGCUACUACUCAGAACGUGACACCAGCAAUGUGAUCCGGCAGGUGCUGGAGGCUGUGGCUUACCUCCACUCUCUCCACAUCGUUCACAGAAACUUAAAGCUGGAAAAUCUUGUGUACUACAACCGCCUGAAGAACUCCAAAAUUGUAAUCAGUGACUUUCACCUGGCCAAACUGGAAAAUGGUCUCAUCAAAGAGCCAUGUGGCACACCAGAAUACCUUGCUCCCGAGGUGGUUGGCAGACAGAGAUAUGGCAGACCAGUAGACUGCUGGGCCAUCGGUGUGGUCAUGUACAUCCUACUUUCAGGAAACCCGCCUUUUUAUGAUGAGGCAGAUGAUGAUGAUUAUGACAAUCAUGAUAAGAAUCUUUUCCGGAAAAUUCUAUCUGGAGACUAUGAGUUUGACUCGCCAUAUUGGGACGACAUCUCCGAUUCAGCAAAAAGCCUUGUUGCAUGUUUAAUGGAGGUGGACACAGACCAAAGACUGACUGCACAGGAAGCCAUUAACCAUGAGUGGAUAUCUGGUAAUGCCGCCUCAGACAAGAAUAUCAAAGAUGGCGUUUGUGCUCAGAUCGAGAAAAACUUUGCUAAAGCCAAAUGGAAGAAAGCUGUGCGUGUGACCACCUUGAUGAAAAGGCUCAGGGCCCCAGAUCAGAGUGACUCUGGGGCUUCUAGUCCUGCACUAGGAGCCUCAGGAGGCACCACCCCUGUUCCCCUGGCUGCCACACCAGUGCCUCCCCGAAGCACCCUGGUCAUCCAGGAUAAUCCAGAGGGACAGGAGGCCUCAGCUCCAAUACGGUGUAAUGGAGAGAUGUUAACGUCCCAGCAGUUUUGUGGGGAGACUAGGGAGGAAUAGAAUAGACAGAGAUCACAGAAAUAUAGAGACAAAUUGAACAGCACCUACGCAGUACAUAUAAAUUCAGAUUGAAAUCUAAUGGUGAAGCAAAGUUCAACUGUGCUUUUAGAAGCUUGAUUACCAUUUUCAUUAGUGUGAAAAUGCUGUAAUCUAGAAAAACUUAAAAUAAAACCCAGUCCCAUUUUAGGUUAUUAGUAUUUUCUUCAGAAUAUUUAUUUUCAGAAAUAUCUGGAACCAAAAUUUGUUAUUGUUAAAAAAUAAUUCAUAUACUGUAGUGCAUUCUUCAAAGUUCUGUUGUCAUCUAUUAAAAGGUAUUAUGCAUAAUUUCACCCUCUAUAGAUUCUUUAUCAUUUACUCUUGUAUUUAGAAUAUUUUUAAAUUUGUUUCUGAUGUUGUUUAAUUAUUUCCAACCUUAUUUGUUACAGACCUGAAAUUUGUCUGUUAAAAAAAAACAACAGGUAUUUUCUAGACUUUUGAACCUAGUUUUCACAAACCUGGAUUUUUUUUUUUUUAACAGCUGAAUGAGUGAAUGUUUGGAAUACGAUAUUUUGGGUCAAAUUGUAAACCCAAUAAAGAUAACACUUUUAAUGAUUCAUUUAAACAUAAGAAACAAGCAAACCAGAAAAAACAACAACAAUAAAGCAGCUGAAUAGUAUGCUAUUAAAUCUGGAUAAUGUGGAUAAAGAACAUCCUUGGAUUUUAUGAAAAUGUUCUUCCCCUUUUCAUCAGUUGCUUCUCUGAUGAACUAACAUGUAAAAACAGAACAAAAUAUAAUGUAAAAUACUGUAUAUGAUAGGUUUGAUUUUGUUUUAAGUGUGGUAUAUUGUAGAGAACAUAUGGAACAGAAGCUGUGUUUAAACAUAUUCGUAUAUAGCUGGUUUAAGGUUGAAUACAGCAAAGCUUAUGACCACUAAAUGAAAUAAACUAACAAUAAUGCUAAAGAGAACAUCUGCUAAAUUCUAAUUCAUAUCAAUAUUUUUCGUGUCUUACUAUCGGCUAAUCAGUAACUAAAACUGCUGUUUUAUAUAAUUAAUACUGUACAUUUCAUUACCUUAUUAUCAGAAUCUUUAUCUUAUGGUGUUUUUCGCAAAGCUGAGGAUUUAUGCUGUGCGGUUAUCUUACAAGAAUCAUGUAGCUGUUUUUUAUUUAGUUUACCAUCAUAUCUAUAUUGUGAAGAACACUGCAUUUUACAGUAUAUAGAAAAUGACUGGUUUAAUUUAGUCUGAUGCAUUGAGGCCUAAGGGUUUCCAGGAUGUUCUCUUAAUCUGCAGUAAAGAAUGAAGCAAUAUGAAUAUUGCUGUAAUACUGUGAAACUGCCAUCCAGGUGAAAUGAAAUUCUCGCCAUAUUUCAUUGUAGCCAAGCAAUUUGCUCUUGAUGGUUGUUUGUGUACUUAACAUGAUCUUACAGCUGUAUAUUAUGUUAAAAUGAUGUAUAGUUAAAGUCAGAAGUUUACAUACACUUAGGUUGAAGUCAUUAAAACUCUUUUUUUUUUUUUUUUAACAAUUCCACAGGCUUCAUAUUAGCAAACUAUAGUUCUGGCAAGUCGUUUAGGACAUCUACUUUGUGCAUGACACAGUUAAUUUUUCCAACAAUUGUUUACAGACAGAUUUUUUCACUUUUAAUUGACUAUAUCACAAUUCCAGUGGGUCAGAAGUUUACAUACAGUAAGUUAACUGUGUCUUUAAGCAGCUUGGAAAAUUCCAGAAAUUGAUGUCACACCUUUAGGCAAUUAGCCAAUUAGCUUCUGAUAGGCUAAUUGGAGUCAAUUGGAGGUGUGCCUGUGGAUGUAUUUAAAGGCCUACCUUCAAACUCAGUGCCUCUUUGCUUGACAUCAUGGGAAAAUCAAUAGAAAUCAGCCAAGACCUCAGAAAAAAAAUUGUGGACCUCCACAAGUCUGGUUCAUCCUUGGGAGCAAUUUCCAAACAGCUGAAGGUACCACGUUCAUCUGUACAAGCAAUAGUAUGCAAGUAUAAACACCAUGGGACCACGCAGCUAUCAUACCGCUCAGGAUGGAGACGCAUUCUGUCUCCUAGAGAUGAACGUAGUUUGGUGCGAAAAGUGCAAAUCAAUCACAGAACAACAGCAAAGGAUCUUGUGAAGAUGCUGGAGGAAACAGGUAGACAAGUAUCUAUAUCCACAGUAAAACGAGUCCUAUAUCGACAUAACCUGAAAGAAUACUCAGCAAGGAAGAGGCCACUGCUCCAAAACUGCCAUAAAAAAGCCAGACUACAGUUUGCAAGUGCACAUGGGGACAAAGAUCUUACUUUUUGGUCUGAUGAAACAAAAAUGUAACUCUUUGGCCAUAAUGACCUUCGUUAUGUUUUGAGGAAAAAGGGUGAGGCUUGCCAACCUAAGAACACAUCCCAACCAUGAAGCAUGGGGUGGCAGCAUCAUGUUGUGUGGGUGCUUUGCUGCAGGAGUGACUGGUGCACUUCACAAAAUAGAUAGCAUCAUGAGGAUAUAUUGAAGCAACAUCUCAAGAUAUCAGCCAGGAAGUUAAAUCUCAGUUACAAAUGGGUUUUCCAAAUGGACAAUGGCCCCAAGCAUACCUCCAAAGUUGUAGCAAAAUGGCUUAGUCAAGGUAUUGGAGUGACCAUCACAAAGCCUUGACCUCAAUCUGAUAGAAAAUUUGUGGGCAGAACAGGAAAAGCAUGUGCAAGCAAGGAGGCUUACAAACCUGACUUGGUUACACCAUUUCUGUCUGGAGGAAUGAGCCAAAAUUCCAGCAACUUUUGAGAAGCUUGUGGAAGGCUCCCCAAAACGUCUGACCCAAAUUAAACAAUUUAAAGGCAAUGCUACCAAAUACUAACAAAGUGUAUGUAAACUUCUGACCCGCUGGGAAUGUGAUGAAAGAAAUAAAAGCUGAAAUAAAUCAUUCUCUCUACUAUUAUUCUGAUAUUUCACAUUCUUAAAAUAAAGUAAUGAUCCUAACUGACCUAAGACAGGGAAGGUUUUCUAUGAUUAAAUGUCAGGAAUUGUGAAAAACUGAGUUUAAAUGUAUUUGGCUAAGGUGUAUGUAAACUUCUGACUUCAACUGUAUUCUGCCAAAACCGUGACUUUAUUUUUACUGUCCAUAUGGUGAGGUGUAUUUAAACUGCAUCUCCCACUGUAGCUGUAAGACAAAUGUUCAUUAUGGCCUGUUUAUUUUUAGGUCGUUGUUUGUUUUAAGUGAUUGUCUUUGUGAUCACACUGAGUAGAUGGCUCACAGGUCAUGCCAAUCAGGAGGUUACUAUUUAUGCGUUUGCUAUGUAUACUCCUCAUUGUAAAUAGCUGCACUGCGUUUUAAUAUGUCACACUAUGUAUAACUUCAGUCAUGUAAAAAGACACAUAGUAUAGGCUUAUUUUUAUUCGACCUUUUAUGUUCAUUCAACAUUAUAAUCAAGCCUUCAACCAGUAAGCAGUUUUACAAUCUCCUCAAUUAAAAAUAAAGUCAUUAUUUUGUUCUGUUUCUUUAUAUAUUUUCUGGUUUCAUAACAGAAGACAAAACACAAGCGAGCAUUUUGCCUGUAAAACAUAAGUUAUCGUGCAAACUCAAAUAAAUAUUUGUUGAGUGAUUCAUCAUUUUCAUGGAGUAGUUCAGCCUAAUGUGUUUGUCACUCUUUGUUUGUGGCUUCUGUAUUUUGUUAUUUAAUAUGCAAAAUAAAUGUUUUUGGACA